Amorphotheca resinae ATCC 22711 is the source of this 2291-nucleotide messenger RNA. RefSeq lists its product as hypothetical. Gene Ontology annotation, molecular function: flavin adenine dinucleotide binding; oxidoreductase activity, acting on CH-OH group of donors. Bases 475 to 2133 code for a protein of 552 amino acids. Lineage: Eukaryota; Fungi; Ascomycota; Leotiomycetes; Helotiales; Amorphothecaceae. The transcript is spliced from 2 exons. The record is from RefSeq and is a predicted model, not a curated record.
GCCGUCUCAAGGUCCCAAAACUUGCCGUUUCUCGACGUACGAUCCGGCCGAAGCCUUUCCGUCGGUCUUUCUAUCCGCGAGCUCGUCGGAUGUGUAACAGGUAUGGUAUAUGUGAGGUAAGUUGUGCUUUCAAUCGUUUUCUUGUCAUUUUGAGCAGGCUUAGCCAGCUUGUAUUGCAUCUUUGAGCCUCAGCCCACCCUCGAACGGCGGUCCUGAUUUCGUUAUCCUCUAGAGGUGGUUGAGAAGAGAGCUCCUCUUCCAAAGUACUUUCAAAACAAGUGAAAAAGUGCGGGAGAGAGAAGGAAGAACAAGGGAAAAAGGGAAAAGGGAAGAGUGGAAGAAGAAGGAGUAAAUAAAUACAGAGGUGGAAAAACCCAAACAAGUUACCGGUUUGUUGCAAGCGCUUGUCUCAGAAACUCCACACUAUUUGAGUUCACAGAGCCGCAGCUUCAAGUUGAAGCCAUAAAAUCCAAUAUGACCACUGAAUAUAUCUCCUCCUCCCAAGUCAAUGACUAUGACUAUGUCAUUGUUGGCGGAGGCACAGCUGGCUGUGUCAUUGCAAGCAGACUGUCUGAAUACUUGCCACAGAAGAAAAUUCUUAUGAUAGAGGCUGGGCCAAGCGACUUUAACAAUGACCGAGUUCUGAAGCUCAGUCAAUGGCUUACACUUCUUGGGGGCGAUUUGGACUAUGAUUAUGGGACCACAGAACAGCCAAAUGGCAACUCAUAUAUCAGACACUCUAGAGCAAAAGUGCUAGGAGGCUGCUCGUCUCAUAACACUCUAAUCUCUUUCCGCCCCUUCGAGUAUGAUUGCCAACUAUGGGAAAGUCUGGGUUGCAAAGGCUGGGAUUUCAAGACUAUGAUGCGUCUCAUAGACAAUCUCCGUAACCAGAUUCAACCUGUCCACCCACGGCAUCGCAACCAAGUCUGCAAAGAUUGGAUUGAAUCCUGUUCCACGGCCCUUGAUAUCCCAAUCAUCAAGGACUUUAAUCAGGAGAUUAAAGAAACGGGCAGUCUUCAACAAGGAGUAGGAUUCUUCUCCAUAUCCUAUAACCCGGAAGAUGGCCGUCGAAGCUCUGCUUCCGUUGCAUACAUCCAUCCCAUCCUCCGUGGGGAGGAGAAGCGUCCUAACCUCACGAUCCUCACCAGUGCUUGGGUUAGCAAGAUCAACGUUGCAUCCAAGACCGUGAAGAGCGUAGAUGUAACUCUCAAAUCUGGGGAGAAGCUCACCGUUACCCCCAAAACCGAAACCAUUCUCUGCGGCGGUGCGGUAGAUACCUGCCGACUUAUGCUUCUUUCUGGGAUAGGCCCCAAAAAACAACUUUCCGAUCUCGGUAUUCCCGUGAUCCACGACCUCCCAGGGGUGGGCGAGAACCUCGUCGACCACCCUGAGUCUAUCAUCAUGUGGGAGCUCAACGCGCCCAUCCCACCUCAAACCACGAUGGACUCAGACGCUGGGAUAUUCCUUCGCCGAGAAAUCAAAGACGCCGCCGUCACCAACGACGAUCCGUUCCUCAACCCCAAGAAGAUCCCCGAUGGCACCAUUGCAGAUAUCAUGAUGCAUUGCUACCAGAUCCCAUUCUGCGUAAACACCGCCCGCUUGGGAUACGACGUGCCGCUCAAUGCAUUCUGCAUGACGCCCAACAUUCCUCGCCCGCGCUCACGUGGCCGCAUCUAUCUCACCAGCAAAGACCCGAACGUCAAGCCCGCUCUCGACUUCAGAUAUUUCACCGACCCGGAAGGCUACGACGCCGCGACCAUCGUCGCGGGCCUGAAGGCCGCGCGGGAGGUAGCCGAGAAAGCCCCUUUCAAAAACUGGCUGAAGAGGGAGGUAGCUCCCGGGCCCAAGGUGCAAACUGACGAGGAACUAAGUGAGUAUGGGAGACGGGUAGCGCACACGGUUUACCACCCCGCAGGCACGACGAAGAUGGGUGCAGCGGAUGAUGAGUGGGCCGUGGUCGAUUGCGAGUUGAAAGUUAGGGGGCUAAAAGGGGUAAGAAUUGCGGACGCUGGCGUCUUCCCAACCAUGACGAGUAUAAAUCCUAUGUUGACGGUCUUGGCUAUUGGAGAGAGGGCUGCUGAAUUGAUUGCCACUGAAGCUGGGUGGAGGGGAGAUGCUCGGGCAAGGCUAUAGGGGGUGAUGGGGUUCAUGUGAUUGUCUUAUCAUUUUGUUCAAACAUUACAGUGGCGGAGUUGGCCGUGAAAUUGAAAAGCUGGACUAGAUCUUAAAAUACUGAAUAUAAAGAAUGACAGUAAGCGCUUUACCUGGCCGGCUGGCUAUGGGAAUCGGAA